AUGGUGAAAGUAGAGCAGGGAAUGGCUGAAGAACACCACACAAAGGUGGCAGAGUUUGUGCUCUUGGGAUUAGUGGACAGUCCCAGAAUGAAACCAUUUUGCUUUGUUGUGGUAUUAACAAUGUAUUUAAUCACCCUUAUUGGGAAUCUUGGGAUGAUCGUGUUAAUCAGAAUCAACCCCCAACUCCAGAAGCCCAUGUAUUUCUUCCUCAGUCAUCUGUCCUUCUUGGAUUUUGGCUAUUCAUCUGCUAUUGCUCCUAAAAUGCUGGAACAUUUUUUGGUAGAGAAUAAAACCAUUUCAUACAUAGACUGUGCCACACAAAUGUACUUCUUUGUCUUUUGUGCAAGUACUGAAUGCAUCCUACUGGCAGCAAUGGCGUAUGACCGCUAUGUGGCCAUCUGCAACCCCCUCCAUUACACUGUCACUAUGUCCCCCAAAAUAUGCUCCCUGAUGGUGGCUGGGUGCUACUUUGUUGGUUUCAUCAAUGCCUUGACACAAACAAUCUCCACCUUUAUGCUAUCUUUUUGUGGUUCUCAUGUUGUCAACCACUUCUUUUGUGAUGUCCCCCCUUUGUUAGCGCUUUCCUGCACUGACACAGGCAUCAAUGAAAUGGUGCUCUUUGCAUUUGCCACAAUCCUGGGCAUUUUCACUUCAGCAGAAAUUGUGGUGUCCUACACAUACAUCCUGUCUGCAAUCAUGCGGAUCCAUUCACCGGAAGGGAAACAAAAGGCUUUUUCCACCUGUGCUUCACACCUGCUGACUGUUGCGAUCUUCUACGGAACAACAGUCUUCAUGUACCUACGACCGAGCUCCACCUAUUCCAUGGACCAAGACAAAUGGGCUUCCGUGUUUUACACUGUGGUGAUUCCCAUGCUGAACCCCUUGAUCUACAGCCUGAGGAACAAGGAGGUGAAAAAUGCCUUGAGAAGGAUUUUGGUUGGCAGUUGGAUGAACAAGGUAUAA
This is a messenger RNA of Varanus komodoensis (Komodo dragon), 963 nucleotides long. RefSeq names its product olfactory receptor 1019-like. Gene Ontology annotation, biological process: sensory perception of smell; G protein-coupled receptor signaling pathway. The record is from RefSeq and is a predicted model, not a curated record. Gene Ontology annotation, molecular function: odorant binding; olfactory receptor activity; G protein-coupled receptor activity. NCBI's taxonomy places the organism in Eukaryota, Metazoa, Chordata, Lepidosauria, Squamata, Varanidae. The transcript has 3 exons. Gene Ontology annotation, cellular component: membrane. Bases 1 to 963 code for a protein of 320 amino acids.